This is a messenger RNA of Fopius arisanus, 2146 nucleotides long. RefSeq lists its product as uncharacterized. Bases 167 to 2038 code for a protein of 623 amino acids. The transcript is spliced from 2 exons. The record is from RefSeq and is a predicted model, not a curated record. Lineage: Eukaryota; Metazoa; Arthropoda; Insecta; Hymenoptera; Braconidae.
GAAUUUUUGUUGCCAAAAAGCAAUCCCUGGAGGUUCUUGAAUUUUUGCUCCCAUCAUACAGAGUUAAGAUUACCCAGUGCAAUUCGAAGGGCUUGAAUAUUCAUAUUUCAAUUGAAUAAUUUAUGCAUUUACUGAAGUCAAUGUUGCGAUACCCAAUAAAUUAAUUAUGAUGGACGGAGAUGAUCCUGAGGAAGAUGUCGUCAUAGAGGGUAGUGAACUUUAUAUCGCCCUGAAACGAAUCGGAGUUCCAGAAUUCGAAUGCACAUUUGUAAAUAGAACGCGAUUUCCUGACGAUUGGCAACACCUUGAUGAUUCCAAAAGUCAGAGGCGAAUAUAUAAUUGCUCUCGUCUUUUGAAUGCAUUCCAGUGCAUCAGAAAUUAUUUUUUUCGUAAAUCCGAAGAUAGAGAAAUAUUGAACGGAACUGAAGAGCUGAAGAUAAUCCUGCAAUUACAACCUCUCCUGGACGAUCAUUCAUCAUGUAUUCAGGAAAUUUUGAAAAGUCGUGAGGAUUCAGAAUUUUCGAACACCCCCAGCUGGAGGAUCCUCUCAGGAUCACUGAUGCUCGCUGGAUUGCUCCUCUCCCCAGAUCUGCGAGUCCCUGGAUUCAUCACAGCAUUUUCCCUCUCGACCCUGACAGUCUACCAAAAAUAUUCAGAGAGAUCAUUCCUCCGAAACCUGAAGAAUCUCGUAUCAACCGAGAAUAAUCUCUUCCACCUACAGAAGAAAUCCCUAAAGAUUCUGCGGAACGGAUACGGAAUGACACUAGACUCGAAUCCUUCUCGUAGAAAAUUCACAGAAUUAGAACUCAAUAGACUCCAGCACCUGCAGCCGCUCUGCGAGGACUUGUGCAGAUGCAUCGAGCAUUGCUCCAGGACAUUCUACAAAACGUCUCACUCGGUGAUUGACCUUUCGCCCAUUCCUCUGGACUCAACGAGAUUAAUAAACAUACUGGAAGAUGAUAGCCUUAAAAUUCAGGGGGAGAUAACGUCCAAAAAAUUGGAGCAAUUUUAUUACACGUACAUUCUCACGCAGUCCGAUAUGAUGAAUGUCUUAUCAGUGGUUCUCAGUGGCUUGACCAAUCGGGGAAUGAAACUCAAACUAUCCCGAAUCAUCAUCAACCUUCAAAGGACGUUAAAACAUCACGAGGAGAAAUUGUCUUCUGUAAUAAAAAAGUACCAGUCAUCGAAAACAGUCACCAUUCCUAGGAGAAAAAAGAGAACGGAGAGCCUGAAGUAUCGAGAACUCUACAUGCACGUGGAUUUACUCUCGAGGAAGCUUCAGACCGCCUACGCCACUGUCUCCUCGAUUCUGGAGGAUAUCGACAAUAUUUCUACUGACGAAACCCCAAAUUCCGUUGAUUCAUUAGUCUUGAGAAUGAAUGAGGCGUACAAGCAAUUGGAUACAGCUCGAGAUUUCGCAGAGUUCAAUAUUCUGGUCAUGAAAAAACUGCAGAAUAAUCGAGAACCUCAAAUUCCUCAUGGAGAACCUGAAGAGUCAGAGGAGAGAAAGCAACUGCCAGUGAUUUUUGAUGCUGAUCCACAGGUGAUGGAUGAGUGUUUCGAGGAAUACAUCAGAGAGGAGUACUUGAAACCACUCUGUCAGGACGACGAUGGCGAUGUGGAGAGAGCUAAGAUGGAUAAACUUCUGGAGAGGAACUUUAUGAGAGAACUGAAGGGGGUCCUCGUGGAUAAAUACAGGAGUAUGUCUGAGAGAGAGGCAAAGGCUUUACUGAGGUAUAGAAAAGACUUACGUCAAGAUAAAUUUUGUGAGGCAAUUCCUGUGCCACCUCCAUUGCCUAGAGCAGAUGAGGUGAGACAUCGACUGCCUGUUCCACUGCCUCGAAGGGUCAAGGCGGGAUUAGGUCCUGAGAGAGAUGCUAUCGGAGACAUGGAGCCUCAGGAAAGGCUCUCCAUCAGGAUGGCUAUUGGAGAAAGGGUAGCUUUCACUGUUGAUGAAGAGACAUUCGUUGGCAGUGGAGAGAAUUCCGAGGAGGAAUUAGCAGGGAGUGGCUGUGAAGAUGAUGAGAUCAUUGAAUAAAUUUAUUUACUAAAAAAUAUUUAUCGUGAAGUCUUUCCUGUUGUCAAAUCAGCAAAAAAAUUGUUUAUUGAUUUGAAGAAUUAUCCUUUUCCCGCGUGGUCGUCACAU